GUAUACACCAGAUGACAUUUGUUAAGUUUUUCAUUUCUGAAAGAUUUAGAGCCAUCCAAGUUCUCCUCCAGUCUCUUUCUACUGAGGAUAUCAUAUCUGCUUUUGUUCUCUUCUUUCAGACUCUACUCCACAUUUCAAAUCUUAUCAACCUCUUUAAUGCUGAAAGGGUCUGAUGCAAUUGAAGCAUUCGUUAAUAAUAUCAGAAGCCAAUCAACUUUCACGUUUUCUUUUUUCCAAUGUCUCAAUCUUUUUGGUUGGUAUGCAACGUUCAAAUUCAGAUCUUUCAGUAACAUUUGUUGGAGGAUAGACUUGAAGGAGGGUAUGAUGGUCACCGAUGGGAUGCAAUGAUUUAGUUUUCCACCAGGAGGUUGCAAAUUUUUUCCUUCGAUAAAAUACUGAAGAAGAGGAGAUUUUUCUGGAUAAUUUUGGCGCUUUUUCUAGAGCGACCCACUUCGUGGAAAUCAAAUGGGAUUUCGGAUCUUCAUCUGAGAUACAGAAAACCCAGAAAUCUUUUAUGGGCUAUGUUUUUGUUCCAGAAGGUUUGCUUAUUCUUUUUUCGUUGCCCUUUUACAAUCGCUUGCAAAGGUGGGUUUCCCAAAAAGAAAAGGAGAUUGUAACUUUGGCUCUUCUCUGAAAGAACUGGGAUUAUCGAAAACAUAUGAUUUUUGGCUGUUCCUGGAUGGUUGAUAGCUUCUUCGAAUGAAGAGUUCUUCAGUUUGGAUUCGAACUUCAAUAGAUUUUCCAGUUUAUUUCUUUGGGAAUUCCCCUCGAGUUCAAUGUUUUCUGCUAUUUCCUCUUAUUGUUAGAAGUAGAUAAUUGACAUUCAUUCAAAAUUAGAAACCCUUUCAUCUUUUAGUUGACUCAUGCAGUUGAGCUUUUUUUUUUUUUCGUCUAUUGAAUUGUCCUGGCUGUGAAAUGGGUUGCUUUUAAAUAGUUCCUCCUCCAGAAAAUUUAAUGUGGGUUUUGUUUGGCAAGUUCCACUGCCCUUCUUUCAUUUGCUUUUGCAAACCUUCUUCUCAUCUGCUCUCUCCUUCCCCAUUGAAAUUAGAGAACAUUCCACAUGUUCCUUCUCCUUUAUCUUCGGUUCCUGACGCUGUGGGUCAGUUUUCUAGUGAGACGAUUGGGGUAAAGAAUGAAAGUUUUAAUGGAAAUCAAGUUGAGAAUUUUCCAAAAAGCACUCUCCAUUUGUCAGUUGAGACGAUUGAGGUAAAAAAUGAAAGCUUUAAUGGGAAUCAAGUUGAGAAUUUUCCAAAAAGCAGUCUCAAGAAGCCGUCUUCAGAAUCAGGUGUUAAGAAAGAGGUUGAAAAGGCCAGAGUGCAGUGGAUAGAUUUCUUAGGGAAAGAACUUGUUGAGAUCAAGGAAUUUGAACCUAGUGAAUCAGAAGAUUCAGAUGAUGAAGGACAGGGUCAUCGGGGCUGUGUUUGUGUUAUUCAGUGAUUCUGCUUAUUCUGCUUUCUUCAGUACCCUAUUAGCUACAGCAUGGGCAGGAAGACAACAACUCCCAUUUCCUUGGGCUCCAUGUUCUGGUCAUGUGUAGUUUCCGUUUGGGUUUAGUCCCUGAAUGUGCAGCCCAAUGUUUAUGAUGGAUAACAUCAACCAAUUGAGCUGCAGGGUCGAGCUCAAAAGAAAUUGCUUCCAUUGCUUUAAAAUCUUCAAAAGAAUGUACUUCCAGUACAUUGCAAUCUCCAAUGGCAUUCUUUUCAAGCAAGGGAUUUUAUUUAGAGAACUGUACUGAAGCCAGGUGCCAUUCCUUCCAUUAUUUUCUCACUAGGAUCUGAAUUAGGAAUCUUUCUUUGUGUUCAAUUUUUGUGCACAAUGCUUUCCUUCUAUUAAAGUAAAAAAGGGAAAAAAUGAUUUAGAAGAAAGAUUCAUUUUUUAUCCCAGUUUAGGUCCUGACUUGGUUUUGCAUCUGAUUGUAAAAAAUAAUCCCACACCAACUCAGAUUAUUCCAUCAAUGAACACUUCAUUUUUCCAUUCAAUAGUUCCUGUUCUGUUAUGUUGGAAACUUGGAAUAUUUGAUCCCCACUCUCCUUGUUUAGAAAUAUCAGAAUGGUAAAUGGAAUUUGUACA
Molecule: messenger RNA, 2070 nt
Organism: Macadamia integrifolia
Lineage: Eukaryota; Viridiplantae; Streptophyta; Magnoliopsida; Proteales; Proteaceae
Exons: 3
Coding region: 955-1437 (160 amino acids)
Source: RefSeq, a predicted model, not a curated record